UACUUAUUUUAAAAGUUUUCUUGUUUCAAACAAACGAGGCCAGAGGAAGAAAGGAUGCCCAAAAUUUAAACAUCAACAUCAACUUGUUUUUAAAAAGUCUCUUCCUUGACUGAAAAGUUGUGUGUAAAAUUCGUGACUCAUUGUUCAUUAUAUAUAGCUGGCAUUUAAAAUGAAUAUUUCAUCGUUAUUGCUGCGUUUAAUUUCGUGCUUAUAAUUAAAAGGAGAUUGACAAGAAUCGCGAAAUUUAUUAUUUAUUAUUAUUGAGACCCGAGUAGUUUUUAAAAAGUAGAAAUAAUAAACAUGGCUGCAGUUCUGAGAAACCCGUGUCUUUCCACACCUCCUCUAAUUAUAAUUCAUUAUGUAGGUACUGUUCACAUUUGGAAUAAUCCCUUGACAUUUAGAACGUCAAGGAGAUAUGAUUAUAUGAAGACAAUUGCUAAUCCGGAGAGCGUUAAAUAUAGCUUUACAUGUUAAAAAAUAAUAGCAUACAAAAUGCGUCAAAUAAAAAAUUAUUAAGGAGAUCUUUGAUUGUUUUAAGAAUCACCCUUUUUUUUUCUCUGCGCCCAUCUUCAGUGAAGGUAAAUUUAGUUCCGUGCAAGACUACGUGAUAGCUAAUAAAUAUAUGAUUACACUUAAAGAAGCGAAAUCUCAUCAUAUCCCAUAAAAGGCACUGUUUUAUUGUGUUUUUGCUUCAUUAUGUAAGCGAUACCGAGCUAAUUACACGCUGAAUUCUUGCUAUCGAUGAACGGUUUCUAAGGAAACUGCCCUCAUCCGAUUCAUCGCCAGCUAGCGUGAAAGAUUCAGCAAAAGAUGUUCCACAGUGCAGGUUAUCGCUUAACUUUCCAUCCUGCUCACGUCUUCUGCCCCCUGUGCACUCUGCCAGGCAAUCCGCGCGUUCCGUUGCGACCUUGCUGUAGGUACCCGGGGGAGCCGUGUCCAGAAUCACAUAUGGAACUUCCGGUGAAUUCUCUCAUGGCCCUGCGCUCGCCCGAGUCAUAUGGCUUCCCGGCUGAGUCGCUUAAUAUGACAUCAUUUUCGCCUCAUCAUUUUCAGUCGUCAACAGUUGAUAUAGCGCACGCACAACGUGCAAGAACUGGCAGGGAAGAAAUCAAUUCCAACAAUGUCAGGGAUGACUCAAGACAACAGCGUUACAGUGUUGUCAACAAGAGAAAACGUCGAAAGCGAACCAUCUUUACGUCCGAGCAGUUGAGCCGACUGGAGUCAGAGUUUGCUGACCAGCAGUACAUGGUGGGCGCUGAAAGACAGCAGCUAGCAGAAGCCUUGAAUCUGUCUGAAACACAGAUCAAAAUCUGGUUUCAAAAUCGGCGAAUCAAAUGGAGGAGGGAAAACAAGCAAGAAUACCCGGACUUCUUUGCUAGUUCGCUUUCCGCAAUGGCAUGUGAAGCGCGCCAUCCGACUGCAAACACUGAGGCUUGGAAUGAUGGAGGCAACCUGGUUUCUAGUAACAACGUUUAGGAGAAGACGCGUAUCUCCUAGGUGUAUCUUGCCGUUUGUCGCAUUUGAACAGUAAAUAACGUCACGAAAAGAAUUCUUAGUUAGGUUGAUUUUACACUAUAACAUUAAUAAGAGAAAGACACUAAUACAAGGGGCCUAAAUGGGGGUGCUAGCCGCAGGAAUCUCAUGAGUUAGAAUUGCAGCAAUUUUUUGGCUAUCAGUUAAAUAUGUAAUGUAACCCAUUUCUCAGUUUUCGUUAACUUUUUCUGAUCACAGAUCUCAGGUGUCAGUUUAAAAGUCCCGUCACUUCUCAGCCCGUGUCAUUUAACAUGUUCACCGAAUUUCCAGCUUUCAGAUGAACCCAGCAAGGUCAUUUUACAAGAGUGUUUUUCAAACAAAACGCGCUAUCGCACGUAAGCUUUUACGUUAUUCAUAGUCGGUUGCAAAACGAAAUGACAUAAUAUAGCAGACUGUAUACGAAAUAAAGAACUAGAUUAACUGAGUAAUGAUGGCGAAAGAUUUAUUUGAUUUAUCAACGCUUCAGUGAAAUAAACUCGCAGUAACGCACCUUUUGGUAUUUCGUGCUUUUUCAUGGUUUAACUUUCAUAUUUAGUAUUGACUAACCUGCUGUUGCUAGGCGACAAAGGUUUUCAAGACAUCAAUGGCAAAUUUGUGACAAAAAUCUGAUCGGUUCCCGAUUUCACCAAUCCAAAUAUAGAACGUCAGGUAAUUAAUUAUAAUUUGAUAACUUAUGACCCAAGGGACACAUUCCAUCGUGCCUGUUCCUCGCGCACUAAUUAAGAGCGUGGCUUGUCACUGGGUCCCUCAAAAGUUCCUGUCUUCUCCACCCUCCCUCCAGUGAAAAUACAAGGAAGAGUUACAGUACAGUUACCUCAGAAAACAGGAUAGCGGGACAUUGUUUGGUAACACCCAGUACAUCAAUUCGUGGCCCUAGCAUGCCCUAAUACGAGAUUUCUAAUUAAACAAUAGCGCGUUUCUGUCGAGAAACUAUCGGCUGAUAGUUGCCCCGCGGA
Orbicella faveolata is the source of this 2489-nucleotide messenger RNA. RefSeq lists its product as uncharacterized. Gene Ontology annotation, cellular component: nucleus. Gene Ontology annotation, molecular function: RNA polymerase II cis-regulatory region sequence-specific DNA binding; DNA-binding transcription factor activity, RNA polymerase II-specific. The record is from RefSeq and is a predicted model, not a curated record. NCBI's taxonomy places the organism in Eukaryota, Metazoa, Cnidaria, Anthozoa, Scleractinia, Merulinidae. Gene Ontology annotation, biological process: regulation of transcription by RNA polymerase II.